This is a messenger RNA of Fonsecaea multimorphosa CBS 102226, 1233 nucleotides long. RefSeq lists its product as uncharacterized. Gene Ontology annotation, biological process: fatty acid metabolic process. Gene Ontology annotation, cellular component: mitochondrion. Bases 1 to 1233 code for a protein of 410 amino acids. The record is from RefSeq and is a predicted model, not a curated record. Gene Ontology annotation, molecular function: trans-2-enoyl-CoA reductase (NADPH) activity. Lineage: Eukaryota; Fungi; Ascomycota; Eurotiomycetes; Chaetothyriales; Herpotrichiellaceae. The transcript has a single exon.
AUGGCAUCUCCUUAUUAUGUACGGAAAUGUCUCCAAGAGACGUCUCGGAACCUGUUCUCAGUCACUCGGUCCAUAAGCUGCGACUGUCAACAUCCCAUCAGAUCUCGCAUCGACCAGAGACGAAAGAUUAGCAGCUAUGGCUACACCCAAGCUAAAGCCCUUGUAUACUCCAAGUAUGGCGAGCCGCAAGAUGUCCUAUCGCUGCAUGGCCACUCCAUUUCACCCGCAUCGGGGUCCAGCGUCGUCCUCCGCAUGCUCGUGGCUCCUAUCAACCCUGCCGACGUCAACCAGAUCCAGGGUGUGUAUCCUGCGAAGCCAGAGAUGACAACAGCUCUUGGGACCUCAGAACCCUCUGCGGUGGCUGGAAAUGAAGGUGCGGCGGAGGUCAUCAGUGUCGGUUCGGGGGUGAAGAAUCUCAGUAAAGGAGACUGGGUCAUCAUGAAGACUACCAGCAUGGGCACCUGGCGCACACACAUGGCAAUAGAUGAGAGCAAAUUGAUCAAGAUUGACAACAAGGAGGGAUUAACUCCACUUCAGGUCGGAACAGUGUCAGUCAAUCCCUGCACGGCAUAUCGCAUGCUUCUUGACUCGGCAAAAUGGGGCUUCCGCGGAGACGAAUGGUUCAUCCAGAACGGAGCCAACAGCGGGGUGGGAAGAGCUGCCAUACAGCUUGGGCGCGAGUGGGGAUUCAAGAGUAUCAAUGUCAUCCGGGGUCGGGAGAACAAGGAGGAGGAACAGAAACUUCGUCAAGAACUGCUCGAUAUUGGAGCCACCAAAGUCAUUACGGAAGACGAGCUCCAAAGUCGCGAGAUCAGAGAUCAGAUCAAAGAGUGGACAAAUGGUGGACGAGAGCAAGUCAAAGUCGGCCUCAAUUGUGUGGGUGGAAAACCCGCCACCGCCAUGGCCAAAUUCCUGAGCCCCGGAGCGACCAUGGUCACCUACGGAGCAAUGAGCAAGCAGCCUCUCAUGCUGCCUGCCUCGCUACUGAUCUUCAAGGAGAUCACUUUUAACGGGUUCUGGGUGAGUAAGUGGAGUGAUCGACACCCCGACCAGAAGAAACAGACGGUGGAGGACGUCCUUCGGCUCACGAGAGAAGGCAAAUUCAAGGAUAUACCGGUGCAAGAAUGCAAAUGGGGGUGGAAAACGGAGAUCGAUCUUCUGAAGAAAGCUGUUCAAGGAACCCUUGGUGGUUUCCGACCUGGUAAGGGCGUUUUUGUGUUCGAGGAGACGUGA